Coregonus sp. 'balchen' is the source of this 4956-nucleotide messenger RNA. Lineage: Eukaryota; Metazoa; Chordata; Actinopteri; Salmoniformes; Salmonidae. The record is from the annotation of a GenBank genome assembly.
UCUAAGAGUGCUUUGUUGGAUGAGGUUGACGGAGAACACGGUGAGUUGCCCUGUGGAUCAAACAGGUCCAGCCCAAGUAGGAAUGGAAGUAGACUGUUGGUGGAGCCAGUAGUAGUCCUGUUAGGUGGGUCGCAAGAAAACGUCUAUCAGUGCAUUCAGUCUGAGAUUGAUGAGUCAGUAAGCGACAUAAUUCUCUCGUCAGACCUUAGAGAUGACAAUCUGUUGAAAGCAGUGACCUCAUCCAAGACUGUGAGCUCUGAUAUCUUUGAGGCGGCAAUAAGGGACAUCAACGCUGGCCUCUCUUACAUCCUCCUGCAAGCAACAUGUAGCAGAAGCAGCCAAGUUGCCAGAGAGAUGCUUUGCAUUGUCUCUGUGAAGUUGCUUCCGUUGUUCCCUGAGCUGACAGGAAAGGGGUUUCCCAGUGUCCCUGUAGAAUUGCAGAGGAUACUGGAAUCGAAGUUGCCUUCUGCCACAGCACAGGUUAUUGUUUCUGUCAUUGAUGCCAUGAUUAAUCUCUGUGGAAAGGAAUGCACAAGGGAUACUACAGAAGGACAGGAUUCCGUUAAUAGCCAACUGUGUAGCUUUCUACAUGCUGUGUCUGACAGAAUCAAAGACAUGACAUUAAAGAUCAAGUCAUUUAGCCCCCAGCCAGGCGAACAACCCAGAACAUCCAAAUCCAUGGAAUCUCUCCAGGACACAAUGCCAUGCUCAAAACCCAAGCUUCUAUUGUCAUCCACCUCAUCCAUAGACCAGUCUUGCUCAAGCUUGAUAAAGCUGUGCUCCUACUCUUACUGCACACCAGACUUUAACAAAGAGUUCAGUGACCUGGAACAGGAGAGGCAAGUGGUUCAGUCUCCUCAGCCGUCAAUGUCAAGAAAGGAGGUCAUUGACCUUGGAGACAUUCCAACUGCAAUUUGGGACCAAUCAAAAAAUAUGGAAUUCCAUAAAAAAGCCUCAAUGGCAGUGAGCCAGAUCAUGGAAACCACUGUGAAGGAGAUCACCACACUUUUUGAUUCCAAAAUCUGCACCAUUUACCAAGGACCACUUGAGAAACUUGAUGAACAAAGCAUGCCACUGGAGCCCUCCAUAAAGCUCCCACACAACACUGGUGAGGCAGCAUCUGGUGUGGUAGAUAUCAUCUUGGAGGGCGUGCAGACUGUAAUUGAUCCCAACAAGGAUUUUUUCAAUACUCUCACAGACCCUACACUCUUUCAGGGAGCAAGUCCAAUUGGUUUCCCACAUUAUUCUUCAAAUGGUCCAAGCUAAAUUGAAGGAAAUGUUCACUGUACAACUGCUCCUUAACACUGAAAGCGACAUCGGAUUUAGUCAACACGGUGUAGUAACCAGUGCAAAAGAGAUCCUGAGCCGGAUCUUGGUGAACAUCAAGGAGGGACUGCCAACAUGCGAGUUGAAAGGGUCCAGGGAGGCACUCGCAAAGCAGUUUUUGGACUCACUAAUCCAUAACCUCAAGCUACUGAUAACCAGGGAUUUGGAUCAACAGCCAGAACAAGGUGCCCCCAGCUGCUUUGUUGAACAGAGAGUGGCUGACAUUAGUGCCUCAAUUAUUCCAGAGACUAGAUGCAGCACUUCUCUAGAGCUGGAAUGUAUGGUUGCUGAUGUUAGGCCUAUAACAACUAAUUUGUAUCAUGCUAUUGUGGAGACGGCGAACGUCCUCUCUAAGGAUUCAAUUCACUUCUUGUCCAAGACUGUGCUCAUUGAAAAGGCCCAGCAGGUAAUGCUAGAUUCCAGCAGCACCAAUAUACUACGCCUGGCAGUCAGUAAUUCACAGAUGGCUGUUCAGAAAUCAUGCCCUGGGAAGGAGGACCUUGAGAAACAACUUGUUUUGGAUUUUGUAAAGACAUCAGUAGGGAACCUACUCCAGAAGUGUUUGGGUUUAAAUGCUUCCCAAGAUGAAUCUCAACCCUCUCAGCACCCUUCCUCCGGCUCUAGCCAGAAGUCUCUUCGCUCCAUCCCUGGCUGGGUGUUGUCGAAGCUGAAGGGUACUAAGACAAGUGUGGAAACUGUCUCUGCAACAGCCCUGAUCACAACAGCUAUGGUCCAGGAAGUAAUGGGCUCUGUCCCACUGACCAGAUAUCCGUCAGUGGAUACAAGUGUUUGCCUCAGCAAAGGUAAGGCCUUUAUUUAUUUUAGACAUUAUUUGAAUGCUAUCCAAAAUGUAAUAGAAAGCUGGAAUUAUAAGAUGUUAUUGGACUUAUCUUACUUUCGCACAUUUCAAUCAAUUCAAAUAUUCAUAUUUUAAUAAAAUGUCAAUUUUCUAUUUAAAGAUCCUUCAAAUAUGUAUUUGCCGCUUGAGGAUAUUCAUUGUUAUGAGGAGCUAGUAAGAGAAUGUGACAUAGGAGAAAUGGCUAAGAAAUGUUUGGCCACUGAGGCUGACCGUCCAGAAACAGGACUGAAAACUGUAAACUGGUGCGAAAGAGUCCCCCAUUUCAUGGGUCUUUGUCAAAAAAAAGCACAGACAAUGUCCCGUGUAAGUCUGUCUAAAAGUCUGGCUUCGGACAACACUAAUUCUCAGGAAGAUGUACAAGAAUUUCAGGCCACUUCAAGUCUAUGCACGGUGGCAAGAACCCCAUCCCCAGUGGAAUCGAUGGCCAAUGGGUCUAUGCAUAGCGUAAUGAAUGCCCUUCUCUUGAAAGUCGAAGAGAAUUCGGUCGAAUCAGUGUUGGAAUUGCACCAGGCAGUAGAGGUGUUCAGUGCAGAGGUCCCCAGAGCCAUUGCUUUGUCUGUGGUUCCGGCAAUCAGCACUGACAAAAUGCCUGAGCCAUCUCUCACCAUCACUAAGGCUCAAGGAAAGACAACCAAAAACAGGCGAGAGCGAUUCUAUUUCCCUAGUUGUUGUCCACAGAAGGAGCAAAAGAAAGCCAAAGUGAGUUCCGUUUCUACUUUGUCCGACAAAGCUAUGUUUAUUGACGAUAUGUACCAGGACCUGCUCCAAGAAAAAGGAUCUGCCAUAAAAUUGUGCCAAUCAGUUGAGCAAUUGCACCUUGCAGUAGAGGAGUGCAGUGCAGAGAGAUUCCCCCAUUUCUUGGGUCUUAGUCAAAAGACACCAGAGACAAUGUCCCGUGUAAGUCUGGCUUCAGACAAAACAAAUUCUCAGGAAGAUGUACAAGAAUUUCAGGCCACUUCAAGUCUAUGCACGGUGGCAAGAACCCCAUCCCCAGUGGAAUUGAUCUCCAAUGGGUCUGUGCAUAGCGUAAUGAAUGCACUUCUCUUGAAAGUCGUAGAGAAUUCGGUCGAAUCAAUGUUGGAAUUGUACCAGGCAGUAGAGGAGUUCAGUGCAGAGGUCCCCAGAGCCAUUGCUUUGUCUGUGGUUCCGGCAAUCAGCACUGACAAAAUGCCUGAGCCAUCUCUCACCAUCACUAAGGCUCAAGGAAAGGCAACCAAAAACAGGCGAGAGAGAUUCUAUUUCCCUAGUUGUUGUCCACAGAAGGAGCAAAAGAAAGCCAAAGAUAGUUCCACUUCUACUUUGUCUGACAAAGCUAUGUUUAUUGACGAUGUGUACCAGGACCUGCUCCAAGAAAAGGGAUCUGCCAUAAAAUUGUGCCAAUCAGUUGAGCAAUUGCACCUUGCAGUAGCGGACUGCAGUGCAGAGAGAUUCCCCCAUGUCUUGGGUCUUAGUCAAAAGAAACCAGAGACAAUGUCCCGUGUAAGUCUGGCUAAAAGUCUGGCUUCAGACAAACUAAUUAUCAGGAAGAUGUACAAGAAUUUCAGGCCACUUCAAGUCUAUGCACGGUGGCAAGAACCCCAUCCCCAGUGGACUUGAUCUCCAAUGGGUCUGUGCAUAGCGUAAUGAAUGCCCUUCUCUUGAAAGUCGAAGAGAAUUUGGUCGAAUCAGUGUUGGAAUUGCACCAGGCAGUAGAGGAGUUCAGUGCAGAGAUCCCCAGAGCCAUUGCUUUGUCUGUGGUUCUGGCAAUCAGCACUGACAAAAUGCCUGAGCCAUCUCUCACCAUCACUAAGGCUCAAGGAAAGACAACCAAAAACGGACGAGAGAGAUUCUAUUUCCCUAGUUGUUGUCCACAGAAGGAGAAAAAGAAAACCAAAGUGAGUUCCGUUUCUACUUCGUCUGACAAAGCUAUGUUUGUUGACGAUGCGUACCAGGACCUGCUCCAAGAACAGGGAUCUGCCAUAAAAUUGUGCCAAUCAGUUGAGCAAUUGCACCUUGCCGUAGAAGAGUGCAGUACAGAAGUCCCCAAAGCCAUUGCUUCGUCUGUGGUUAGCGUGAUCAGCACAGAAAAAAUGGCUGAGUCAUCUCUUAACACUAUUGCUCAAGGAAAGCAAACCAAUAACAGGCGAGAGAGAUCCUAUUUCCCUAGCUUUUGUCUGCAGAAGAAGAAAAAGCAAAACAAAGCUUCAUCUACACCUGUGGUUUCCUUCUCCGGUGGGUCUGUGCAUAGCUUGGUAUGUGCACUCCUCUUGAAGAUCCGGAAGAAUGCUGAUGGAUCUCCUCCGCAGUCAGAGCCAGAGCUGAUUGAGAAAGCCCUGUCUGUCAGUGGAUCUGUGUUGACACUGUUGGCAGAGGUCAAAGGAAUGUCGGUUGAUGAGGAAUCAUCAACCCCUAGUCGGGCACCUCCUGAUGAGGUAGUUGAAGCAGUGUACAAGGACAUGCUGCAGGAAAAGGGUUCUGCAAUAGAAUUGCACCAUGCAGUGGAGCAGUGCAGUGCAGAGGUCCCUAGAGUCAUAGCCUGGUCUCUGGUAAAGGAGAUAAGCACUGCUCCCCCCAAUGAAUUCCUUGCUGCCCCAGCUUUCCUCCUCUCAUCUGUCCUGCUUCUCUCUGGACAUCCAAGUAAGGUGAUCUCAUUAUCGGGAAAUGCCAAAUCACUUGUCGCAGCGGCAAGUGAUAGUCUCCCUAAGGAUGAGAGUCGGAAGAGGUUUGGCUUGUUGCCAAAGCUGCCUAAGACACAUAAAAUGCAGAAGAUGCCAAAGUUGAAGAUGAAAAUG